This is a messenger RNA of Echinostoma caproni, 264 nucleotides long. Lineage: Eukaryota; Metazoa; Platyhelminthes; Trematoda; Plagiorchiida; Echinostomatidae. The record is from the annotation of a GenBank genome assembly.
AUGUCCGCUUUCACUCUCCACUUGUCUCCCCGGCGGUUUCUUUUCUUUUCCUCCAGUGACAUUCUGCAUGAUGCGGAUUUGCAAGAACGUGCCUGGUGCCCGGAUGCGAUGAUACAUACAGAACUACGCGAGUACAUGCAAGUGGAUUUGGGCCAACAACGAAUUAUAAAACUGAUCAUUACUAAGGGUCGAGUGGCCCAAAGCAAAGUACGUUUAUUAUACCAUGUCAUUCGAAUACUAUCACCACCAUUGCCCACGUUGUAG